UGCAGUAAUGUUUCCUUUUUCAUCUUGAACCCUAGAUAGAUCUGAUCUCUCAGCAAAGGAAUCCCUGUUCGAAGGCUGAACCCUGAUUAACUGCCAAGAGAGAAAUGGAGAGAGAGACCCUCAGCUUCAUGAAGGUAUGGCUAUCGGUAAUUGCAUCCCUAUGCUAUUGCUAUGCCAUUGGCAGGAAGGUACCCCAGGGUACCAAAAGACUCAUAUGUUUCCUCCCUAUCAUUUGUCUCUUCCUUUUCCUCCCUCUUAAUCUCUCCUCUCCACACCUUGGUGGUGUUACAGGCUUCUUCAUUGCCUGGCUUGCAAACUUCAAGCUCUUGCUCUUUGCUUUUGGAAAAGGACCUUUAACCUCAUACCUCUCUUUCCCUCUUUUUAUAGCUGUUUCAUGCUUUCCCAUCAAGGUCCAACAAAACCCAUCUCCUAAAUCACAACCAAAUGGAGAUGGCAGAAAAAAAUCCAAUCAAAAUGGCCAAAAUCUAAACAAGGAAGGUCCUUUAAAUUAUGCAUUAAAGGGCAUUCUUUUGGCCAUUUUGGUGCGCAUAUAUGAUUACAGUGAAUAUAUGCAUCCAAAAUUGAUCCUCCUUCUAUAUGCUUUCCACAUCUAUUUUUUGCUUGAACUCAUCCUAGCCAUAAGUGCAACCCUGGUCCGAGCCCUGUUAGGACUGGAGCUUGAGCCACAGUUCAAUGAGCCAUACCUCGCAACUUCCUUACAAGAUUUCUGGGGAAAAAGAUGGAAUCUGAUGGUCACCAGCAUCCUCCGCCCCACCGUCUACGAACCCACCCUCAAAAUCGCCUCAAAAAUCAUCGGCCGGAAGUGGGCUCCUCUUCCGGCCGUAUUCUCCACUUUUCUGGUAUCGGCGGUAAUGCACGAGCUCAUCUUCUAUUACCUGGGGCGAUUGAGGCCUAAUUGGGAAAUCACGUGGUUCUUCUUGAUUCAUGGAUUCUGUUUAACGUUGGAGAUCGCGUUGAAGAAGGCGAUAGCCGGAAAGUUGCGAUUUCCGUGGGUGGUGUCGGGACCGUUGACCACGGCGUUUGUCAUGUCGACAGGUUGUUGGCUGUUCUUCCCUCAAUUCACGCGAUGCAAAAUUGAUGAAAGGGCGUUUGAAGAGUACGCGGCUUUGGGCGCGUUCCUAAAAAAUUUCUGGCCAGAAUGUUUAGGGAUUUCGUCCUUCUGAUUUUUUUGAUUUUCUUUCCUCUUUGAGCAGACGGUUACCUGUCCUUAUUUUUCGGGUAUUGGAAGGCGGAUUAAUCCAACAUGUAUAAUAAUUUUUCGUACUAGGU
Rubroshorea leprosula is the source of this 1290-nucleotide messenger RNA. The record is from the annotation of a GenBank genome assembly. NCBI's taxonomy places the organism in Eukaryota, Viridiplantae, Streptophyta, Magnoliopsida, Malvales, Dipterocarpaceae.